AGGGAGGCUACCGAGAUGGGAAAGGGCUCCUUCAAGUAUGCCUGGGUCUUGGACAAACUGAAAGCUGAACUCGAGCGUGGUAUCACCACUGAUAUCUGCCUAUGGAAAUUCGAGACCAGCAAGGACUAUGUGACCACCACUGAUGCCCCAGGACACAGAGGCUUCAUCAAAAACAUGAUGACAGGCACAUCCUGGGCUGACCGUGCUGUCCUGAUGGUUGCUGCUGGCGUUGGUGAAUUUGAAGCAGGUAUUUCCGAGAAUGGGCAGACUCUUCUGGCCUACACUCUGGGUGUGAAACAACUAAUUGUUGGAGUCAACAAAAUGGAUUCCACCGAGCCACCCUACAGCCGGAAGAGACACGAGGAAACUGUUAAGGAAGUCAGCACCUCCAUUCAGAAAACUGGCUACGACCCCGACACAGCAGCUUUUGUGCCUGUUUCUGGCUGGAAUGGUGAAAACAUGCUGGAGCCAAGAGCUAACAUGCCGUGGUUCAAGGGAUGGAGAGUCACCCGUAAGGAUGGCAGUGCCAGUGGAACCACACUGCCUGAAGCUCUGGAUUGCGUCCUGCCACCAACUCGCUCAACUGACAAGCCCUUGCCUUUGCCCCUCCAGGACGUCUACAAAAUUGGUGGUAUUGGUACUGUCCCUGUGGGUCGAGUGGAGACUGGUGUUCUCAAACCUGGCCUGGUGGUCACCUUUGCUCCAGUCAUGAAGUCUGUUGAAACGCACCAGGAAGCUUUGAGUGAAGCCCUUCCUGGGGACAACGUGGGCUUCCAUGUCAAGAACGUGUCUGUCAAAGAUGUUCGUCGUGGCAAUGUGGCUGGUGAGAGCAAAAAUGACCCACCGAUGGAAGCAGCUGGCUUCACAGCUCAGGUGGUGAUCUUGAACCAUCCAGGCCAAAGCAGUGCUGGCUGUGCACCUGUGCCGGAUUGUCACACAGCUCACGCUGCUUGCAAGUUUGCUGAGCUGAAGAGGAUUGAUCAUUGUUCUGGGAAAAAGCUGGAAGAUGGGCCCAAAUUCUUGAAAUCUGGUGAUGCUGCCAUCGUUGAUACGGUUCCUGGCAAACCCAUGUGUGCUGAGAGCUUCUCUGACUAUCCUCCUCUGGGCCGCUUUGCUGUUCGUGACAUGAGACACACGGUUGCUGUGAGUGUCAUCAAAGCAGUGGACAAGGCAGCUGGAGCUGGCAAGGUCACCAAGUCUGCCCAGAAAGCUCAGAAGGCUAAAUGAAUAUUAUC
Molecule: messenger RNA, 1235 nt
Organism: Delphinapterus leucas (beluga whale)
Lineage: Eukaryota; Metazoa; Chordata; Mammalia; Artiodactyla; Monodontidae
Source: RefSeq, a predicted model, not a curated record